Molecule: messenger RNA, 1104 nt
Organism: Lachancea dasiensis
Lineage: Eukaryota; Fungi; Ascomycota; Saccharomycetes; Saccharomycetales; Saccharomycetaceae
Source: the annotation of a GenBank genome assembly
AUGUCAUUUUACGGAAACAAUCGUAGUGCGGGAGCUUUGCCUGUUUCAAAGGUACAAAAUGCCGAAAAAGACCUAGCCAAUGACAUUGUCCUUCAAAACCCGGCAGAGGACUCCAUCUCAGACAUAGCCUUUUCUCCACAGCAAGAUUUCCUGUUUAGUGUGAGCUCUUGGGACAAGAAAGUUCGUGUUUGGGACGUGAAUGGCGGUGCGGCUCAAUGCAGAGCAGAAUAUCAGCAUCAAGGGCCAGUUUUAACAACAAGGUGGUCGGACGAUGGGACCAAAAUAGCCUCUGGUGGGUGCGACAACGCUGUGGUUGUCUUCGACGUAGCAACGGGCCAAUCCCAGCAAAUUGGGGCCCAUGAUUCAGCGGUCAAGUGCCUACGGUAUGUGAGGUGUGGGCCCACGAAUACGGAGUGUUUAGUGACAGGUUCGUGGGACAAGACAGUUAGGUACUGGGAUAUGCGCCAGCCACAGCCUGUGUCUACUCUAUCGAUGCCCGAGCGUGUAUACUGUAUGGACUCAAAGCAGAAACUUCUCGUGGUCGGAACGGCUGAGCGACAUAUUGCGGUGAUCGACCUUAACAACCCGGCUGCUAUUUUCAAAACAAGCAUGUCACCUCUAAAGUGGCAAACCCGUUCGAUUGCAUGCUACAUAGAAGGAAAUGGGUUUGCAAUUGGGUCCAUUGAGGGACGCUGUGCAAUUCAGUACGUGGACGAACAAGAGCAGCGUAAAUCUGGCUUCUCGUUCAAGUGCCAUCGCGUUCAGCAGCAGGCCACGGGUCCCGCUGGUGGACGUUCUACCACAGAAUCUCAGGUAUACCCUGUCAAUAGCAUUGUUUUCCACCCAGUGCAUGGCACGUUUGCGACCGCGGGCGGCGAUGGCACAUUCCAUUUCUGGGACAAAAACCAGCGGCACAGGCUCAAGGGUUUUCCUUCGCUACAGGCAUCUAUUCCUGCGUGCAACUUCAAUCGCAGUGGAUCAGUCUUUGCAUACGCUCUCAGCUACGAUUGGCAUCAGGGCCACGCAGGCAACAGACCCGACUACCCAAAUGUCAUCCGUCUACAUCCUACUACCGACGACGAAGUCAAGGAGAAGAAAAAGUAA